UUGUGCUACGCGGAAGUGCGGCGAGAUCCCGAGUGUGUCGGCAAAGGAUCACAUCUCGCGUCACUUCGUGAGACAGGGAGCGCAUGCGCGGUGAGCACGGAUAUUUAUUUUUACCAUGUCAUCGAUCAAGUGUGUAAUGCAGUCUGCGGGGACUUUAAGACACUGUGCCUACAGCUUUUGCACCAGAAGGACAAUCAGCCUGUUUUCUGGUUCACCUACUACUACUCAUUGGAGCAAAGUCGUUUCAGAUGCUGAGAAAAUUGUGGGUUAUCCAACUUCUUUUAUGAGUCUCCGGUGUCUUUUGAGUGAUGAAUUGAGCAAUAUAGCCAUGCAAGUCAGAAAGCUGGUUGGAACAAAACAUCCUUUACUGAAUACCGCCAGAGCCUUUGUGUACGAUAGUCGCAACAACCUUCAGAUGCGAGGCUUAGUGGUGUUGCUUAUAUCUAAAGCAGCUGGACCGAGUAAACUGGCAGAUGAGUCCCUACAACAUGACAUGGUUAGCGGCAUUUAUGCAAGCCAACGGAAUCUGGCUGAAAUUACAGAACUGAUAAACACAGCUUUCCUAGUCCACCGUGGGAUUGUUAAUAUUGAGGAGCUAAAGAGUUGUGACGGUCCCCUUAAGGACAUGCAGUUUGGGAAUAAAAUGGCUAUACUAAGUGGAGAUUUCCUACUAGCAAAUGCUUGCACUGGAUUAGCACAGCUACAGAACACAAAGGUUGUGGAGCUCGUUUCCAGUGCCAUAGGAGAUUUGGUGCAGGGAAUAUAUUAUGAAAACUCAUAUUUGCCAGAGAAAAGCAGUUUUACUGAUGACAGUGGAAUGGCUAAUUGGAUGGAGCACAUUUUUCUUUCCCAUGGUGCAUUGCUGGCUAAGAGCUGUCAAGCUGCAAUGGAGCUAGCCAGGCAUGAGCCGGAGAUCCAGUCUAUGGCUUUCCAGUAUGGAAAACACAUGUCCUUAAGUUAUAAGAUUAACUCAGACAUCCAGCCAUUCAUGAAUGGGAAGCAAUCAGGAGGCUCUAUCAGCCUGAAUUCUGCCCCUGUUGUUCUUCACCAAGAAUCUAUAGGUAGAGAAGUAUGGAUGGAACAGGUUAAAGAGGCUCAAAUGAAAAGCAAUUUGAUUGACCUGGCUAAGUUGCAGGAGGCAAUCAAGGCUGGCAAAGGUGUGACUUCAGCUAUUGACCUGUGCCGUUACCAUGGAAACAAGGCUCUGGAGACCCUGCACUGCUUCCCUCCCUCAAAGGCCAGAUCCGCCUUAGAGAACAUUGUAUAUGCUGUGACCAGAUUUUCAUGAUACUCUACGUAGCUGAAUGUUGCAGCUCAUUUUUAUUAUUAUUUUUAUUUUUUAUUUUAUUUUUUUUUAUUUUGCCUGAAUAUCGUGGACUGUGAAUUACGUUGCCAUCAGGAGGUCCUAACUGCAUUCUUCUUUUGGUUUGCCACAUUACGCAAUGAGUGUUGAAACUAUUUUUUUCUUGUUUGAAUAACUAAAGAUAAAAAUAGAAGAAGAGAGAAAAAAAAAGGUCAAAUCGUUUUCUCUUGUCAUGCCAGAAGCACACUUGAGGCUAAACAAGUAGAAAUAAUUAAUGAGGUUUGCUGCUGUGACCUCAGCAAAUGGCCAGGAAAUAAGUCCUUAUUGAUUGGACAUAGCCAGGGAUGGCGCCAGUGUGGUGGCCUGUGGUUUUCCUGCUCCUGGGAGGACAGAAGGGGUGGGAUUCUGCAGGUGUCAAUAGGAAAUCUCUUCUGUAAACUAAGUUCAGCAUAUCUAUGCAGUGUGAGCCCACAUCAAGGACACUCCUCAUUACCAUGAAAUGAGAGACUGCUUCAUUUAGGUGUGUGCUUAGACCUUGCUAGAAUACUCUUCAUUAAAGCACUGUUGUUUUAUUUGUAUUCUGUUGCAGAUAAGAGUCCCACAUUUGCAGUUUUCGACAAUUUACAUUUUAUAUCUGCAGGAAUAAUUAUUGUGUGUUUUUAUAAACAUUAGUAUUCUCUGACUGAAAGUUGCAUUGACCUAGCAAUGCAUGUAACAUGAAUUUGUAAUCUGUCUAAUGUCUAAAUCAAAAUACAAUCUGCCAAUGAUAAAACAUGAGUAAUUGUAUUUAGGAUCAUUAAAACCUUACCUAGAUAUAUUUUUAAAGAGAUAGUAAUCAUAAUUAUAAAAUUAUGAGUAGAUGUAUGUGUGAACAUAUUUUUAGCCAGUCUGAAGUGUGCUGAGAAAUGAUAUUAAUUUAAAUUAAAAAAAACUCCAGCAAAAAAAGAAAACCCAAGGAAUCAUUAGCAUGCAUUGCCAAAAUAAUCAUGUUUCCUUUGUAUUUUUGGUUUUUCAAAAUUUUUACAAUUGUUUGAAUUAUUUUCCUGGGUAAAUGAGCCUAGAAAUAUCUGUUUUUAUUUAAUUUUCUUAAAUACUAUUUAUUAUACAUUUAUCUACACCAAUCAUAUCAUAAUUGAUAGAUUGUAUACUGUUCUCAAAAUUAAUAUAUGACUGAUUAUUGUUCUGUUUCGUUAGUUUUUUUUAUAUAUAUUUUGGGUCUCUAAUUCUCCUGGGUGGUCUAAAGAAAAAUAAUAAAAUGUAAAUUGGAUAUGAUCCCAGACAGAAAAUGUAUUGCACAGUCAUUACAUUGGAGAAAACAGUAAUUUUUAUUUUCCAGAGUAAAAAUAUAUAUUUGGUAGUGUGUCAAGCUGGUCUUGGGUUCAUAUGUAUUGAAUGUAGAAGAACGAGUGGAUUUCCUCAGUAUGCAAAAUGUUUUCUUUUCUAACCUUAGUUUGUCAGAUUAAACACCUCUGAAAACGC
This is a messenger RNA of Rana temporaria (common frog), 2782 nucleotides long. It is a transcript of the gene PDSS2, whose product is annotated as decaprenyl diphosphate synthase subunit 2. The record is from RefSeq and is a predicted model, not a curated record. Gene Ontology annotation, cellular component: mitochondrion; transferase complex. Lineage: Eukaryota; Metazoa; Chordata; Amphibia; Anura; Ranidae. Bases 116 to 1288 code for a protein of 390 amino acids. Gene Ontology annotation, molecular function: prenyltransferase activity. The transcript is spliced from 9 exons. Gene Ontology annotation, biological process: ubiquinone biosynthetic process; isoprenoid biosynthetic process.